Messenger RNA from Camellia sinensis, 2342 nucleotides. RefSeq lists its product as uncharacterized. NCBI's taxonomy places the organism in Eukaryota, Viridiplantae, Streptophyta, Magnoliopsida, Ericales, Theaceae. The record is from RefSeq and is a predicted model, not a curated record.
CGGCGGCGGCGGCGGCGGCGGCAGCAGCAGCAGCAGCAGCGGCAGCGAGCGUCCGGAUUGAGGCGAGCAACCAACAGAGCAGCAGUGACGCCGUCGCUGACCAGGCAUCCACGUCUGGUGAGUCUUCUCUUUAUUCUUUAGCUCAUGUUUACCCUAAAUUUCUAUAAUUUAUUUUUCUAUUUGGUUUUUAGGUUUUGGGUUGCCUAACUUAAUAAUCUUUCUCUAAUUCUAUGCCCUAAUAUCUUUAAACAUAUUAUUAUUUUUUGAAAUCUGUAAACAUAUUCUGAUUGGAGGAUUGGUUGUUUGGUUUCGGCGAGGAAUCAACGAGGAGGGGAGAUCACAGGGAUGAAUAUGAUGUGUGGCUAUAGUGAUGAUGGUGCUGGAAGGGUAAUUGUUGAAGAGGACAAUGAAUCCAAUGAUGAUGGAGUACACGGAAGUGGGAGCAAUUCCCAUGAUGGCCAAAAGAUACUUGAAAGUGAGAAUUUGGAUCGACGAGAGACAACUAUUGAAGACUUACGCGUAGUCCUAACUAUAUUUUCGAUUGCUCGUCAAUACAAGUUUGACUCUGAUGAUGAUGAUGAUGAUGUGGUGACUUUUAGUGGCGGUAACAUUGUUCAUGUUUGGGAUGGAUGGGAUGCUGCUCUAAUUGUAUCUAAAAGCGGGAACGUUAAACAAGGAGUUACUCUAGAUAGUUAUAAUGAAAAGGUUCAAGAAGAAGAUGGUUCAAGGGAGAUGACUGUUAACGAAUGUAAGAAACAACAUCUUGGAAAGAGGAAGGUUAGGGGAACAUCAAAGGCCAGAGGAAGAGACUCGUGUGGCAAAAAGCACUUGCAAAUUGGUUUAUGGUCUGCUGCAAUUGGAAACCGAAAAUGCCGUGGAGAAGUAGAGAAGAUUGUAGAGGCUGUUGUAGCAUUGACUUUGAAAGGGAUGCUCCUUCUUCCUUGGGAUACGUUGGCGAAGUUACACAAUACUGUUCGGGACAGUGUGUUUGGUACUUUUGCAAAGUUUGUCUUGAGCAUUUUUGAUGUGGAUGAUUUCAAAAGAAUAUAUAAUGUACGUAAGAUCAAAAAAAAAUGUGCUGCACUCUAUUCUUCAUACCAAUCACAUCUUGAGUCCGAUGGUGGUCCUCUGAAAGCCUUUACUGAAGGGGGGAUGGAUGUAAAAGCAUUUUCUAUCCUAAGGGAACAUGAUGUUGGUGAGAUGCAACAGCGAUAUGAGAGAUACUUAUCGAUAUUUAAAGAUUAUGGGUACCAAUACGACGACUUCAAGGUUUUUCUUUGGGAUUUGGAUAUUUCCAAGGCCGAGUUGGAUAUUGUUAGCAGCCCGCGUGAUAGAGGCCUUGCAUUGGGUGAAAUGCAGAAGUAUGUGCCUUUGAAGGAAGAUUGUAAAGUGCAGCUAACUUUGGAGUUGAGGCGCGCAAGAGGUUACCAUGUUCUUGAUACUUUAUUUGUAGAGGCUUGGAAGUGUGUCAAGUUUGAGGAGUUAGUUAAUUUAGAAAAUUCUAAGCUCUCUGAAUUUGUUCAUACUUUCAAGUGUGGGCUAUUCUUCUUGGCCGAGCUCAAAAUAUCCGCGUUGCAGCGUUUUCAGGAAGCAGUUACUUUUCCUUUAUCAUGUGGUGUCUUUGGACGUUUUGCGGAUGAGGUUAUCGAAGUAGUUCAGAUUGCUGAUCAUGAAAGAAGAAUGCGGGAUCACCGUUUCAUCAAUCUAAAACAUAUUUUGUUUGGCCUCUCUCUAUCUAGAGUUGGUGAGACUGUCCGGAGGAUCCUCAAUGAUAGACCGCUAAACUGUUUGGCUCUGAAGCCUGUGAAAGUUCCUAUAUACAUCAUUUACAAGUUAUCGGGGGAUGUGGCGAGUGUUUAUGGAGAUGAGAUGGUACGACUUGAGCAUUUGGCUUUCGUAAUCGUCUCAGCGAAAUUGGAAAACAAUUGUCCGAAUGAGUGGACUUACGUGGCCAGUGAUGACAACAACAAAAGGGAUGCUGAACUCUUAGGAAUUUUGAGAAAAGCCAACGGCAAGUGUCCUGUGAAUAGCUGGAAGGAUGACCGCUUGAAGUGUCUGCCAGAAGAAUGUUUUGAGCGAGAACGCGUGACUUGUAACAGUGUUUCUGAGGUGAAAGCACUGAUCCAUGCUUUUGGGACUGGCUUGAGGUUGCCUGAAAUUCGCUAGAGUACAUGAUAUGGGAAUAUUAUGUAAAAUUCUGCACUAGUUAUAUUUACAGGAAGUGGAUUUUAAGUGAUGAGUUUAGCAACCAUGCUUUUAGUAGAGCAUAUUAUGGUUUUAAAUUAAACUUUGUAAAUUGUUUGGAAAUGAUGUCAAAAUCAUUAGCUCUAGCUUUCUUGAUA